CCGCGCAGCCAACGAACCAACCACGACCUGGUCUUUGCUUAAACUCCAAGUCCACGUCGCCGGCAGCCAUUCAGUCCGUUUCGUUUCGUAAACUCCCUGGGCCUACCCGAGCAGCAGGAAAAAAAACAAAACUCUUCCCGCGCAUGCAGACUUGUCGGAACGCUAUUUGACGAUUCUAUUUGUCGAUAAGCUUAUUUUAGCUGCCAGCACUCUUCGCUCGGGCGCUGAACAAUCCUCCCGUCCCGGCCCAGCGACAGCGAACCUCUCCUCCAGCUGACACUCGCUUCCGUUGCCGCGGUAGUGGGGACGCCAGGACAUUCGUGCUGGCCACGCUUCCUGUGCCGCGGAUUGCUACGACACGUUUUGGCUGUGCGUCACACAGCGAACGGCUCAAUUUGAGAGACUCGCCUGCCGGAGAAUCGCUGUCGUUUUUCCCCCUUCGCUUCUCGCCCUUGACGCUACACGUCUGUUCACAGCGCUCUCGGCCGCAGAAGAGUGGUCGAACGACACUCAUUGGCAACGCAUAUCCUUGAUUGGACGAAAAGUCGCCCGACGGGACACUUUGCCCGCUAUCACGAUGUCGCCUGCAACUGGAACUCGCCGAGAGUCGCCCACCCCUUCGGCCGAUCCCACCAACGUGCCUGUCGAGGAGGAUAUCAGCCGCAGCGACAACGAAAGCGGUGGCGAGAAGCCCGUGAGGGAAAAACUACGAGAAACCUCCAUCGCCAACACAAGAGGGCGUGUGCAGAAGAAGCGCAGCCUCGACGAGUUACACGCCGCCGACGACGACACGGACGACGCAAGAGAGGGCACGCGACAUGUGCGCAAGCGAUCACGGGAAGCUGUGCCAGGAGCCGACGUAGAGGUUGAGGAGCCGGCAAACGGUGCGAGAUCAGAACGCUCUGGCACGCCGGACACGGCUGCCGAGCGGACGAACGAGGAGCUUCAGAGCGGCCUGACGAGUCCGAAAGGGAAGAGGUCUAGGGACGAGGCGAAGACAACGGAUGUGUCCGGCGACGUCGCGACACCAUCGGACGAGAGGAAGACAAAAAGAGCAAGGGACAGUGGAAGUCCGGAGCCAGGAACGCACAUGUCUGAAGCCACGGCGUCAAAGAUUCCACCUUCCAGCGGGUUCGCUAAUACGUCUGCUAUAUCGCCAUUUAGUGCAUUGGCUCCCCAACCAGCAGCGAAGCCCGAUGGUGCACAACCUCAAACGUCAGAUGAGAAAUUCAAGAGCUCGGGUUUUGGAUCCUUCGCUUCAGCUACGACGUCUCCAUUUGGCGCUGCAGCGUCAAAGUCAGCAUCGCCAUUUGGUGGUGCUGCAUCGGGCUCGACGUCGCCUUGGGCCUCGAAAUCCGCUACGCCGGCCACGCAACCUAGCGCUUUCGCUGCGGCAGGCAAAGCAACAGGUUCUGGAUUUGGUAAUACGUCGUCCACAUCAGCUUUUGGCGCUCUUGGCGCAUCGAGACUAGGCGGGGGCUUUGGUGGUGGGCCGAGCGCGUUCUCUGGUUUAGGAAGCGCAUCGAAACUGACUUCCUUUGCCGGCGGAUCAGGCCCGACCAUCGAAGGACUGAGCAGCAAGCCGGCCAAAGCAUUUGGGGCUUCGGACGACACGGACGAGGAGGAAGAAGGUGACUCUGACGACGAAGGCGGCGCUGACGACAACGGCCGUAAGAGCCCGCACCAUCUGGUCGAGGGUGAGGUCAAGAAGGACAAGCGGUUUUAUGAGCAACACAUUGAGACUGGCGAGGAGGGCGAGACCACCAUGUUCACGCAGCGUGCGAAAUUGUAUCAGUUCGAAAAGGCAGAGAAGAAGUGGGUCGAACGUGGCGUGGGUGUGCUCAAGUUGAACAUCUCGGAGCCUUCUGCGGACCCAGCAAGUGCUGGCACCGAGGAGGGACAGGUCAAACUCAUGGAUGCACCAGAGGCCGCCAGUGAAGAGGUCAAGGAUGAAGAGGAGAAAAAGUACAAGAGGAAGGUGCACGCAAGACUUCUGCUAAGGGCCGAUGGGAGCCAAAGAGUGGUGCUCAACUCGCCUAUCGUGAAAGGAUUGAAGUUUGGCGAGGACAUGGAGCCCAAGGCACAGACUAUUGUAUUCUUGGGACGACUUGCCGGCGCGCAAGCCGGUGACGCCGGGCUUGAUUUACUUCAACUCAAGAUGAACUCCGAAAGGGCGAAGUCACUUUGGCAUCACGUUCGUGAACUGCAGGAGAAGCUGGCAUGAACUUCGCUAACAGAACGAACGUAUUUGAUUGCAAUGGCCCCCCCGUGCAUGUUCGCCGUUACGUGACGAUCGCAAUCGCACGACUAGAAUCAACGCUCGGCCGUAUUCUUGUUUUUAUAUUUUUGAGAUUGGGUAGAUUUCACGGGUUAGCGGGAUGAAGACACGAAACUAUGCAUGCAUGGCAUAUAAAAGCCCACGGGGUGGUCAUUUGUGCAUAUGGGCUGCAAGCAUCACGAUCAAUGGGGAAAAGGUGCCAAAAAACAUGGAAUUGGACAAACGUAUCGUAGCAUGAGGAGAGUGCGAGUUCGGUAUACUUUAUCGACGUCGUUGCAUGGCGUGCUUUGAGUUCUGUUAUUUUGUCCUAGCAGCAUUCGACGAAACAUGAAAGUGAGUACUUUAUGUCUUGCCUCCUUGGGCCGUGUUCGUGCUGCCACGAGCAAUUUCUUGCGCUGCGCUGACCUAGCCAUUCCAUCGUCGUGAUCUGCCAGCGGACGAGCCUCAG
Verruconis gallopava is the source of this 2726-nucleotide messenger RNA. RefSeq lists its product as hypothetical. Bases 578 to 2224 code for a protein of 548 amino acids. The transcript is spliced from 2 exons. Lineage: Eukaryota; Fungi; Ascomycota; Dothideomycetes; Venturiales; Sympoventuriaceae. The record is from RefSeq and is a predicted model, not a curated record. Gene Ontology annotation, biological process: intracellular transport. Gene Ontology annotation, cellular component: nuclear pore; cytoplasm. Gene Ontology annotation, molecular function: GTPase activator activity.